Messenger RNA from Pomacea canaliculata, 6589 nucleotides. RefSeq lists its product as uncharacterized. The transcript has 11 exons. The record is from RefSeq and is a predicted model, not a curated record. Bases 28 to 1449 code for a protein of 473 amino acids. NCBI's taxonomy places the organism in Eukaryota, Metazoa, Mollusca, Gastropoda, Architaenioglossa, Ampullariidae. Gene Ontology annotation, molecular function: protein binding.
AGUGCUCCUCCUCAAGGAGUUACAGCUAUGGCGCUGCCUGGCAACAAAAUCGAUGUUGAUUGGCAGUCAGUGCCAGACAAAGACCAAAACUGUGAAAUUGCCCAGUAUCUAGUACAAUACAGAACUAAACAGACAGAGUGGAAGGAUUUGUAUACUUCCAACAACCACACAUUCUCUGUGCAAGUGGAAAAUUUAGUUCCUUGGACAUGGUAUGAAGUUCAAGUUGCUUCAUUUACCAGACAGGUGUCUCCUGGUCUUGGUCCCUUUUCUGCCAUUGUUGAGAUCAAAACUUUACAAGGAGUGCCAGGUCCUGUACAAAAUGUGUCCUUCCGUGCUGGAAUUACUGAAAUAUAUUUGGUGUGGAAGACACCAGCAAAACUGAAUGGUGUGCUGACAGGGUAUCGACUGGAUUAUCACCGUCUGUCUCUAACAGAUUUAAAUGAAUGGACAGCAGUCAUGGUGAUCACAUCUUACACAGAAUUGUCGGAUCUUCUGCCAGACACAGGGUACAACAUCUCAAUCAGAGCAAUCAGCGGUGGUGGGGCAGGCAAUGCUACUUUUCUUAAAGUCUGGACAGCUGCACAGCCAACCCCCACAUUGUCUCUCCAGCAAGAACCUCAGACACUGGAGGAAGUCAUGGAGACUUUGACAACCACAGCAGCAACCUCUGCUGGCUCAAAAAACCUUCCAGCUAUUGUUGGAGGCACACUUGUGGGUGUGGCGAUCCUGGUCACAAUUUGCGUGAUCUUUCUUUGCCGCUGGUGUAGGAGUAAGACUGAAAACAGUGCCAAAUAUUUAAUACAGGACGGAAGUACGCAGUUUUCAGGAUAUGGCUCUGGAUCUUUCUAUAGGCAUAUUGAAGACUCUAGCAACACCAGCUUCAGCACUCAGCAUGCUUCUUCAUCGUCCAGUGAUCAGCAGCAGCAGCAGCAUGACCAUAACAUUCACCGCCAUCAUAAAGGGGAACAACAGCAAAUAAGCUCCAGCCCUCACUAUCAGGCAGCCAACAACAACACAUUGAGGCAACUGCCAGAUACAUCCUGGCUGGCACAACAAGCUCAACAAACAGAAGGUGGUUCAAAGGGUCCAUCUGUAUAUCUGCCUGGAGGAGAGACAGACAUUAAACCUGUCUGCUCACCAGGACAGACAAGCUACAAAGGUGUUUUCACUAUUGAUGGGGUGGAUAAUUUAGGCUUUGUAUCUGACAGCCUGUCUCUGCCUGGUCUUCCUUCAGACAACUGUGGUUCACCUCUUGCAGCAGAAGGAGGAUUAAUAGCAACACAAACCAAAAAGCGAGGUCGCAUGAGCAGCGAGAGUGCAGCUGCAAUCGCCAUGAUGCGCAGUAGCCAAGUCACCUCUCUAAUUAUGGACGACACUGAAACCCUUCUGACACAUGACUUUUGCAACAUUCCAGCAGAGGUUGUCUUUAAACACCGAACUGUGUUAUAGCAGAUCGUUUUCACUUUGAAUGCUGUGACCACUGGAUAACCUUUUUGUUGAAUCAUUAUCAAUUCUGUGGAAGAUCGCAUAUCAUCAGAAACUUUGCAGCAGUAUCAACAGUUGUCAAAGCUUAGACUGCUUUUGUCAAUGAGAAUGAAGAGGAAAUAGAGCUGUGUGUUUGAGGUGCUGGACACAUCAAGUUUGUGCUGAGUACCAAGCUCUUUUUUGUGGACAAGAAUUGACUUAAAAUUGACUGACUUGCGCUGUGCAUUGAAAUAGUGCGUAGCAUACCAUGAUACUCUUGUAGGAAUGGUUAGUAGCAUUGUGUGUUAAUUUCGUGAAAAAAGAACUUAAAGUGAUUGUAGCGACUUCCUUGCUUGAGAUUAAUCAGCAGUUUUGAGACUUAACCCGAGGGCUCUGAAUGCUGGUCAUUGUUAGGUCAUGUAGACCUAUCUCUGAGUCUGAAAAAAACCCAUCAUUGCUACUGCUGUCAUGAACUAGCCUCGGCAUGGUUCCGUUGCAUGUGUGUUGACCAGGCUAGUUCUCUUUGGACAGAACAAAAGCAAAAGCACAACUUUGAAGUAUUUCACUUUGCCAAAAGCUUUGGCAUUCUGGCUAUUGUCAGAAUAUAUUGUAAAUUGGUGUUUGGAUAAGACAAUCUCAGCAGUCAUGAUUUGUGGGAGCUUCCAUUUGAAACUUUUAACAUUAAACAUGCAGCUGCAGUUUACCAGGCUUAUAACCUAAUGGUCAGAUGAGUUCUCUUGAGAGUUCAUAUGAACAGAAACACAAGAUUGGCGUGUGUGAAGAGAGAGGGUGACAAAAUGGCUCGUGUGAUAAACUGUUUUAGACAAGUUCUUAAUGCAUGUUGUUAGUUGUCUUCCUAUAGCAUCUUCAGAACUUGGUUUGUCGAUUCCAGGCUGCUGCUGCUGCUGCUGCUUUGGUAUUAUCAAGUACCGGACAGUACUUUCUCACUCAGUCCUUGAAGAUGCAUGCUGACAUUUUUUUCAGAUUUUUUAAUUGGGGUGGGAUAGGGGGAGGGUCAGUGAGGGGUGUGAUUUACUUGUUGCUUCCGAUGCUGUGAUUAAAAGGGUAAUUUGUUGAUUAUGAAAUCAUCAUGGUGAAGAUUCUUAAUGUGAAAAGUUAAACUAUACUUUUAACUACUAUAAUUAUACUGUGUAUUGGUGAAAGUUUGAAAGCAGCCGUGAUGUUUCUUUCAGACAAUACUGGCAUAAAUGCUAUUUGAUAUUUAAGGUUGCCACUCUUGUUUCUUGCACAAAUGAGUAAAUGCCAGAAAUAUAGUGUGUAUUAAGUGUUUGGGGUGGCUUUUUCCUUGGACUACCAUCAAUUCCAUUUCUCUGCCACAGGUGGACUAGGUACGCUGAUCCACAUCACUUGGUGUAGUCAGCUUUUAGUCACAGGCAGCAGAAAAGGUUGAGAAAAGAACAUCAUGCUAUUAUUUGUUCUAUCUGAGAUGUCUGUUUAGCUCAGAGAGAGUGUGUGUGUGUGUGCAUCUAUGCUUUAGAUGGCAUGAUUAAACUAUUUAGUAAAGUUUUUUAGGAUAUAUGUCAGAGAGAUAGUGUGUAUGUUAGGGGGUGUGGGUACACACUUCAGUCUGCAUGACUUCUUGGUACAUGUGUCAAGAGAGAGUGUGUUUGUGUGUGUGUAGAAAAGGUUAAACAUUGCAUGUUUAAAGAUAAAAGACAUCUCCAAUCACAUGUUUUGAGUAAAUUGUCACCUCAACCAUGGUACUGAUAAGAAAGCGUGUUGACUCACUAACUUUCAUCAGGAGAUUUAAGUGGAAAGUACUGGAUGGCAUGUCAUUUCAAAAAAUAUACUCCACAGGUAUUAAGUAUAUGGCAUUGUAUAUAGAUCAUCUGUGCUUGGUUGUAACAGGUUGUGUUACGACCAUAGUUAUUAUUCUUCAUUUUAUUAUAAAACCAUUAAAACCACUGCUGCAUAAUUUCUGUGGAGAACACUUUAUGUUAAUACAUCACAGCUUCAUUGUGUAAAGAUUUACUGCUUUUGUGAUCCAGAGCUCUUGUUUUUGUUAUUCAGAACUCUAAGAGGUUCAUAUCUGAACACAAUUUUCGUCACUUACCUCCAGCAUGAUGAUUUGAGGGCUAACGCUGAAAUGUUUAUGUAACUUCCAGCAUUAGGAGUUCAUACGGAAUACUCUGAAAUAUGUCCUUUGGAUCAGAUCUCACCAAUACUCAUUGCAUGGUUCCUGAUUUUUUCAGUGACUUUGCCUUAUGCUUUAUGUGUUAUUAGAUUGUGAUUAACAUGGAUUCAUCAAGUGUAUAUGCAGUGGGUUUUUUUAAUCUAAUAAGAGUGCCUUGGUUGAAUCCUUUGAUUUUGGUUUUAUGUAUGUUUUAGAUGCCACAAAGAUUUUGGAAUUCUUGAAUGCAAAAUACAUUAAGUCAUGAAAAUUUUUUCGUGUGGAUAGAAAUGCAGCUCCUUCUAUUUUAUCCUGUUUUCAUCUUUAAAGAAUUGUUAAAGCUGCAGUUAAUGUCUGUCGCAUGGCUUUCAAGAGUGAGUCUGUAAGUUUGUGUAACUGACAAGAGUUUAAUCAGCAGUAAAUGUUUUAUGUAGAAACUUCUUUGACUCUUGUAAUAUUCAUAAGAGAAAAGAAAUACAAAGGGCACUUUGAUGAAUAGUGUGUAGAGUUUUGCAGCUGGUAUUGCAAUUUGUAAAGAAUGCAUUAACUUUCAAUGUAUUGAGUGGUAAUCUUACAUUUAAUAGCUAUCGAGGUUGAUGAAACUCUAGCCACAGUUUCAGUGUAUUUUUUUUAUCCUGAAAGUACUUACCUGGUGAACAUUUGUAAGACUUCUUAGAAAAAUACAUCUGUGAUUGAAGGUGUCCCUCUUUAAUAAGACUAGUCAACAGAAAGAAGUGGCUUUCCUAAAAAAAAAGAUGGUGCAUGUCAUAAAGAGCCGAUUACCAGAGCUAGACUGCAGACAGACCUGGUCAUUUGUUCAUGUAGUGCUGCGACUGCUUUUAUGUGUGAUAAUUAUACAAGGGUUUGUAGAAGUCAUAGGUAACUUUAAUUUUUGCAGAACAUUCUAGAGGAUCUGUUUUAGAGGGUAGAACAGUAGGUCAUGAUUGUACUCAACUUCUUAUGACUAUUUGUUUUUCUAAUGAGUAGCAGAAAAUAGUAGAAGGAUCUGAUCAAAUAAAAUAGUCAACAAAAAUAGACAUCAUGCGUAGUUUAAUCAUUCAUUAAGUACUUUGGCUUUUACCAAGAGAUGUAUUUUUAUGAAUUACAAUCAGUUCCGAAUCAGAACUGUAGGAGGUAAUAACAGGCAUGGCCUGUAUCAUGUAUCAAUGCUAGAUGGUGUAGCUUUACAAAGUUUAUUGAAGAAGCAAUAUCCUGCACUUUUUAAACCUUUGUUCUUGUUUUCGUAUAUGACAGUAUUGUGUUUCGCAAAAAAGUGCACAAUUAUUGAUAUCACAAAAGAUACAUAUACUCUUAAGAGGAGGAAUUUCCUUUUUUUCCAAAGUAUUUUUGCACAAAUUUACAUUGUAACAAAUACACUCUACCUUCUGACUUCUUUAAAGAAACUUAACCUGCUUACCCUGAGUUUUCAGUUUUAUUUAAUCUGCUGUACAGACAUAGAUAUAUCUGUGUAUGGUUGUGUGUGUAUGAAUUAUUUAGUCAAGUACAAAAAUAUAAAUUUGUUGGUCCAGAGACUACAGUAUAAUGCUAAGAUUUGAAACAGGCAAAUGCCUUGCAAUUGUUUUUUUUUUUUUGUUUGUUUGUUUUCUUUUAAGGAGUAAAAGAAGACUUGAAAUUGAAUUGGAGCAGGGUGAUGUAAAGAUAUUUUAAUUUUUUAGAGUCACAAUUUUUUUUUUUUUGUGAUUGUGAUAAGAAUCAAAACUUACUCUAGUCACAAAAAAUGUUGACACUGCACCAUUGAUUUAAAAGGGGUGUGUGUGUACACGCCCGCACUGAUUAUUUUUUAAGCUUUAUUUAGCUGCAUCAAGAUGGAUCAAUUUUUUCAAAGCGACAGCUGUCCUAUUGCUUGAUCAAUUUACUCUGCAGUAAAUUUAACAGAUACCUUUUUAGAUUAAACACUAUAUAACAAAAUAUUUGAAAAGUAAUUGCUAACACAGUAGAUAGCAUUUUAUCCUGUUUCUUCAUUAUACACGAAUGAACAUAGAUGGUGAAGCUUGUAUUAUGGUGGUUUAUUCCACUUCAUAACUCAUUUGAGCAAAUCUGUAGCCACUAGUAAAAGGUCACAGUUUUUGCAUGAAUACUGACAUUAGUGUUGCACACAUAUUUGUAAGUGUUGCUUCAAAUGAUCAUAUUUGCUGUGUACAAAAACCCAUUUUUGUCUAAAAUACUUAAGCAAGUGGCAGAUAACUCUGAUAUGUGAUGAUAACAAGCUGUAUUAUUAACUAAGUUGUUUUUACAAUUACUGAUCAGCCUUUUACACUUAACCUUGUGAUUAUUUUAUAGAGAUUGCAGAAACAGCUGUUUAAAAAGGUUGUUUUUUUCUAUUACAAAAAUGUAUUACCUAAUCUCUCCCUGUUAGUCUUUACUUUUAUCUGGAAGCUUUUUAAAACAAAAAGGAAACUGACCAGUUCUUUCUCAGUUUUAGACUUUAUACCAUGUAAUCAACACACAGGAUAUGUGUUUUACAUGUGAUGCUCAAGUUUUCUGCCUGAAAACCUUUUGCUUUCCCAUUUUUCAUGGUUCUGGGGUUCUCUGUUUCUGUAAGCUUCAGGUGUCGAUAUAACAUCACAAAUCUCCAUAUUUGUAUGACCUCACCACUAACAGUGGCUGAUACACACAUGAACGAGUCCAAUUGACUAGCAAUGAUAAAAGUGGACAUUUUUUGUGGUCAAGGACUUUUCAGUACUUAAAUUGUUAAAAUAUCUAUGCAACUUAUGGAAAUAGAUUGAAUCCAAAGAAUGUUUUGAGAACUGCUUGGUGUAGAUCAUUGUUCAGAGCUUUUGGUAAGCUUCCAGAUGCAGAGUUUGCUGAGGUACUAGUGAUAUUGGAGCUUGGAUUGGAGAGCUUACAGUUGUGUUACAGCCAGUCAGUGAAGGCUGGUAUUUGCUGUUAUUGUUGCAUAAUUGCACUUGUAUGAGAAAAAUGCACAUUGAGAUUUCAUUCAUUAAAAUUCAGCCUCCAUGUCUGGAACUCUUC